UCUCACAAACGCCGUGUACUGACUGACGACGACUGUCUAACCGCCUUGCAUACACACGCAUUUACAGCAGCAGAAAAUUCAUUUUCAAAAUUUUUAUUCUGAAUAAAAUAGUGUGUUUUAGAAUUUCAGUUUAUAUUGGGAAACGAUAGUAAACGGUUCAAUUUCUCUAACGUUUAUAUAGAAAUAUUUGCGCAUUUUGCUUUGCUGUUUCCUUUAAGUUAACAACAAAAAAAUAAAAUAAACAAAAAAAUAAUUAUGGCUGAAACCGGCAACAGUGUGGACUACAUGGCCAUUAUACAAAUGGUUAUUGAAUUUAUUGUGGUGCACGUUAAAUUCUACUAUUACAUUGUGGAAUCAUUGAUCAAAUCAUUUUUAAACAAAGAACAAGUUAAUGUUAGCGGUAAAUUUGUUUUCAUUACCGGCACUGGCCAUGGUAUUGGCAAGGAAUUGGCUUUACAAUACUCCUCUUUGGGUGCUAAAGUUAUUUGUGUGGAUAUAAAUGAAAAGAAUAAUACACAAACUGUUAAGGAAAUUAAGCAGGGUGGCGGUAGUGCCUUUGCUUAUACCUGCAAUGUUACGAGCCGCGAAGAAAUUUUCGCUUUGGCCGAAAAGGUUAAGAAGGAACAUGGUUUCAUUAGUGUUAUUGUAAAUAAUGCUGGCAUUAUGCCCUGCCAUCCAUUGUUGGAACAUACUGAACAGGAAAUUAGACUGAUGUAUGAUGUCAAUGUUUUGGCUCAUUUUUGGAUUCUCCAAGCUUUCUUGCCCGAUAUGAUUGAACGCAAUCAAGGUCACAUUGUUGCUCUCUCCUCUUGUGCCGGUUUGUUCGGUUUGCCCAAUUUGGUGCCUUAUUGUGGUACUAAAUUUGCUGUACGCGGUUUAAUGCAAGCCAUGCAAGAAGAAUUAUAUAAACAAAAUCCCAAAACACAGAUCAAAUUCACCAGCAUUUAUCCCUACAUGGUGGAUACUGGUUUGUGCAAGAAUCCUAAAUUCCGUUUCCCUUGGAUGAAGUUGGUAGAUCCUAAAGAGGCAGCUGCCUCCAUUAUUGAAGCACAACGCAGCAAUUUGGAAGAGGCUAGUAUACCACGUUACUACACCAGUAUUGAAAAGAUUGGUCGUUUUGUGCCACUCAAAUCUAUGCGUGUUGUUAAUGAUUAUCUUGAUGCUUAUGUAGAAUCUGAUAAGAAUUAAGUUAUUAUAAAAAUUAUGAAAUUUUUAACUAGUUAAUACCAAAAAAA
Messenger RNA from Lucilia sericata (common green bottle fly), 1235 nucleotides. RefSeq names its product 17-beta-hydroxysteroid dehydrogenase 13 (gene Ldsdh1). The transcript is spliced from 5 exons. Gene Ontology annotation, cellular component: lipid droplet. NCBI's taxonomy places the organism in Eukaryota, Metazoa, Arthropoda, Insecta, Diptera, Calliphoridae. Gene Ontology annotation, molecular function: oxidoreductase activity, acting on the CH-OH group of donors, NAD or NADP as acceptor. The coding region runs from base 256 to 1188 and encodes 310 amino acids. The record is from RefSeq and is a predicted model, not a curated record.